Molecule: messenger RNA, 1318 nt
Organism: Nematolebias whitei (Rio pearlfish)
Lineage: Eukaryota; Metazoa; Chordata; Actinopteri; Cyprinodontiformes; Rivulidae
Gene: hemk1
Product: HemK methyltransferase family member 1
Exons: 11
Coding region: 110-1264 (384 amino acids)
Biological process (GO): protein methylation
Cellular component (GO): mitochondrion
Molecular function (GO): protein methyltransferase activity; nucleic acid binding
Source: RefSeq, a predicted model, not a curated record
UUUCAAAAAUGGUUUUCUCUGCCCGGUGUUGAACAACGUGCUGCUGCUUUCAGAAAAUAUAUUAAUUCCUUAUGCUUAUUGUGUAUAAGUGACAUUAAAAUGUAUUUUUAUGACUUUUUUCGGUUUAUGUGUCGCGGUCAUGAUGAGGCAACACAUUAAUCUAAACUUUAAACGAAUAAAGACGCAUGGACCGUGUUAUUUAAUCAUGUGGAGAAGAACACUGAGUACCAACAGCAGAUGUUUGGGAUGCAGGAGUGGUGGACUAAAGUGGGGUUGGAGCUUUCUUUCCCAGUUCAGAAGCAGCGCUCCGGCCCUACCUGCAGGCCGGAUCACAGCCCUUCAAGCGGCAGAUGUUUGGAGGAGACACUUUGAGGAGAAAGGUGUUACAGAGCCUGAGCAGUCUAGCUGCUACAUCAUCGCUCAUCUGCUUGGAGCUAAAACAAUGGAAAGUCUCAAGCAGGAGAGGUUAAAUGAGUUCCUCAGCAGAGAAGAGACUGAGCAGGUGUGGCAGCUCUGCACCAGACGACUUUCAAGAAUGCCGGUGCAAUACAUCAUCGAGGAGUGGGACUUUAGAGACCUGACGCUGAAGAUGAGGCCUCCUGUGUUCAUACCGAGACCUGAAACAGAGGAGAUGGUCGAACUUGUGCUCACAGAUCUGCGAAGGAAAUCUGGACCUGGAGUCAGUUCAGAACCUCAGCAGACAUGCGUAGAAGUGGGUUGUGGUUCUGGUGCCAUUUCUCUCAGCCUGCUGAAUAGUCUGCCUCAGCUCCAAGUCUUUGCCUUGGAUCGAAGCCAGGAUGCAGUUGAUUUAACCAGAGAGAACGCGUUGAGGUUGGGGCUUCAGGACAGAUUACAGAUUUAUCACGUUGAUGUGCUGAAAAAUGCAGAAACCGUGUUUAGCAUCUGUGGGUCAGUUUCAGCUUUGGUCAGUAACCCACCAUACCUGUUUUCAGAGGAUAUGGCGUCACUGGAGCCGGAAAUUUAUAGAUACGAAGAUCCUGCUGCUUUAGACGGAGGUGAAGAUGGCCUAAAUGUGAUCAAACAGAUUUUAACUCUAGCUCCACUCAUCCUGUUAAAUCAAGGUCGUGUUUACUUGGAGGUGGACCCUAGGCACCCCCCGCUCAUUCGACGGUGGGUGGAGGCGAACGUGGAAGAGCUGCAGUACUUGGAAACGCGACACGACGUCAGCGGCAGACCACGAUUCUGCAUCCUGCAGAAAGAAGUCAAACGAGGAUGUCAAACUGGAUCGGGAUUGAGAAACUGAGAUCCUAUUACACUGGCUUUAGCUCAGGUCGCCUCUGCUGCCCCCACCCCCACC